AUGAAAUUAACAUUAUUUCCUGCAUUUCUACUCUUCACCUCAAUAUUGGGUCUGAAAGACGAGCACGAGGAAAACUUGAAGCGAUGGCACAUGGAGUGUUUUCAGGAGACCAAGGUGAACCCGGACUUGGUGCUGAAGCUGAAAAUGGGAAAUUGGCAGAUAAAAAAUAAAUUGCUCAAGGAAUGGAUAUUGUGCGUGUUCAACAAAUACGAUCUUAUGUCCAAAGAAGGAGUCUUCAAAUUGGAUACGGCCAUGUCUUUAGUUCCGAGUGCAGACCGGGACAUGAUAGAAGAUUACAUCGAUGCAUGCUUACCCAAACAUAUUGCUGAGCCCCGCGAUAUAGCCUGGAAAUACGCGAAGUGCUAUCAUGUGGGUGCCAAGGAUCCAAUAAACAAAAACAAAAGGUUACAUUAUAUGACUUUAUUUUAUUAG
Molecule: messenger RNA, 432 nt
Organism: Chilo suppressalis (striped riceborer)
Lineage: Eukaryota; Metazoa; Arthropoda; Insecta; Lepidoptera; Crambidae
Source: the annotation of a GenBank genome assembly